AUGUCCAAAACAAUCACACACGUUAAGGAAAAUGAACUACAUCUGCAGCACCUGAUCAGAAAUCAAACAUCCAUUGUGGACUCAACCAUCAACAUUUUGAAGCAGGAUCAUAAAGCGGUCAAGAGGAAGUUCGACAUCAUUGAUCAACAAAAAACAUCAGGUAAUAAAGCCGAAUUAAUUAUUCGCUUAAAAGAAAUCCCUGAGGAGCGUCGUGGAAAUUUUCAAAAUUCGGCAGUUGACGCUGACGCUACGCAAGACGACAACGGAGACAAGGGGCAAGCCAGUGGAAUCAACGAAGGAGCGAGCAGUGCAGACAUCGUUAAUAAGUGUGGUGUAAUUUUACCGAAAAACGACGACGCAAAUAAUCAAACGAGUGCUGCAACUAAAGAAAAAGAGAGUCAUGCAAUAGCAAGUGAUGAAAAAGAGAGUGAUGCAAAUGAGUGGCGACUCUUAAAAUAUGAGUUAGAAUUGCUGAAGCGUGAAUGUGAACUACAAAAGAGAGAAAAUGAAAUGCUAAAGAAAGAAAAAGACCAGUUGAGAAAUGGUGGUGAUCAAGACAAAAAUAUUUCCAAUAAGCAAAAGUUAGCAGACGUUAAAGAACUUAUCUCCGAAUUUUCUGGUAGCGGCGAGUGCUUUAAGUUGUGGCAAACACAAUUGCAAAAUAUUCAAAGUGCUUAUAACCUUGACGACAACAACAUGAGAGCACUAAUUGCAAAAAAAGCAAGCAAGUUGAUGUUAAAGAGAAAGCUUGAAGCCAGACGGUGGUUGAUUUCUGAAUCGUUUGAAGAAUAUUUUCACGCAAAACUGAUUUUAGCAAAUAAAAUUCUAAUUGGAGAAGAUGAGUUGGUUGAGUAUUUAGUUGAAGGAAUACCAGACCACGGAUUACGUUCGCAAGCUAAAAUGCAACGAUUUCGCGACAAAUACGAGCUACUAGAAGCAUUCAGAACAAUUCAAUUGCCAAAAUUUUUAUCAAGAAAAAUCACAGCAGACACUCAACGUGAGCAGCCAAAUAGCGAGCAACAAGUAGCCAGAGCCAGCAGGUGCUACAACUGCAACUCAGUUGGACAUUUAGCAAAUGAGUGCCGCAAAUCCAAGCGAGAGUUGUGUGCUUGCCAUGUAUGUGCAGUAGUUGGGCAUUAUGCAGCAAAUUGUCCACAAAGGAAAAUCCGCCCUGUUCAUUAUGUCAGCGAUUUGAUGGAGGAUGACGAAUUUGUUCAUUAAUUGAUACGGGAAGUCCCAUUAGCCUUGUUCGCCAACAGUUCGUACCAGAUAUAUUAAUAAAUAAAAAAAACAAUGUGUUUUUAAAAUAUAGUAGCAUAAAUAAAAGCCCAUUAUCUAUUAUCGGAAAUGUAAA
Rhagoletis pomonella (apple maggot) is the source of this 1354-nucleotide messenger RNA. RefSeq lists its product as uncharacterized. The transcript has 4 exons. The record is from RefSeq and is a predicted model, not a curated record. Gene Ontology annotation, molecular function: zinc ion binding; nucleic acid binding. NCBI's taxonomy places the organism in Eukaryota, Metazoa, Arthropoda, Insecta, Diptera, Tephritidae. Bases 1 to 1221 code for a protein of 406 amino acids.